AUGGAGCUUUUCGAAGCCCACAGUAUGGUUAAUCAAUGGAAACUAGUCCUGCAUGAUGCCGCUGCUCCUGCACAUGGAGUCCGCAAGCCGGGUGAAAGCAGUAUAAGAUUCGGCCUCAGCUUGCUCCAAGUGGACAAAUACCUUUCGGGCAUUAGCGCUAUCGGAGUUCAGGUUAAGCAAGAGAUAGUGAACCUGCCCGACAUUGCCGUUUGCUUGCCUAGUCGCCUCUGGACGAAUCUGCUUCAGACCUCCUGCACCCACCCGUUGUGCGUUCAGUUUACGGUGUGUCGCUUGCCACCAACAGCGCCACAACCUCGUAGUCUAGCGGCGAUCUUUGAAUACUCGUGCUCUCCCUGUCGCAAGUUGACGUGGUACCUCCGUGUCUGCAUGAUAGAGAAGCUCCCUUCUGCAUUGUUCGCCGCUGCCACGUAUGCGGAUGCAUGGAGUACAAGUGAUCCUCGGAAAAUCUUCACCAGUACUAUGAUUCUAGGCCAUAACCCUCCACGAUCGUCCCGGCUUCCGUCCCCUGCACGACAAAAAUCUUCACGCCCUCCAGAAUUGAGGCCCACGGUGGUCGCCCCAGAGUCAACUCAGUUGGACGACGGGCCAUGCUUUGUGAAAGAAUACGAAGCGCUUCCUAACUGGAUCAUUCGGGGACGCGACGACUGCUCGUGGAGUUCCCUUCUGUCUUCGUCAAUGGUAGCCACUAUCCAGCUUUGGUGGCGAGAAAAUGCAGAUCCAGCCAAUCAGCAACAACAUCAACGUCCCCCUGGACAUCAGUCCGCGAAAUCGAACAACAGCUAUUCUCCAACAGAAAAACCCACACCAGCAGUGAAGCGUAAGAACGAUAUGUUCUAUGGCUCCACGUUAUCCACGCUCGGCGGAGGUGGCGGAGGUGGCGAUAGCAAGAAGCCCCUGGGGACUUCAGGAUAUGCCGGAGUGUCGAAGAAUAAGCUCCUGAGCAGCAAAGCCAAAAACCCAUAUGCUGCGUAUUCCAGCUCAUGCGAGGCUUGCAAGACCAAGGUCGAAGCAGGCAGGAAAUACUGCCACCGAUGUGCCCACUCAAAGAAUGUGUGCGCAAUGUGUGGGAAGAGUCCCACCAAAAGUACACAGAAGCAGCCUGUAAUCCAGGGCCAGAAAUUCACGGCAAAGUGA
Messenger RNA from Uncinocarpus reesii 1704, 1155 nucleotides. RefSeq lists its product as uncharacterized. The transcript is spliced from 9 exons. Gene Ontology annotation, molecular function: microtubule binding. NCBI's taxonomy places the organism in Eukaryota, Fungi, Ascomycota, Eurotiomycetes, Onygenales, Onygenaceae. The coding region runs from base 1 to 1155 and encodes 384 amino acids. Gene Ontology annotation, biological process: cytoplasmic microtubule organization. The record is from RefSeq and is a predicted model, not a curated record.